Molecule: messenger RNA, 342 nt
Organism: Triticum aestivum (bread wheat)
Lineage: Eukaryota; Viridiplantae; Streptophyta; Magnoliopsida; Poales; Poaceae
Product: cysteine proteinase inhibitor-like
Exons: 3
Coding region: 1-342 (113 amino acids)
Molecular function (GO): cysteine-type endopeptidase inhibitor activity
Source: RefSeq, a predicted model, not a curated record
AUGGCGGCCGCGGGAGAACCUCUCCAAGGUGAGCCCUGUACUAUACAUGUGCCGGGGGGCAUCGUGGACUCGCCGGGGCGAGAGAAUGACCCCUACAUCGUCGACCUCGCCCGCUUCGCCGUAUCCCAGCACAAUAAGGAGGCCAAUACCCAGCUGGAGUUGGAGAAAGUGGUGAAGGUCAAGGAACAAGCUAUUGCUGGCAGGCUGUACUACAUUACAAUCCAGAUUGAUGAAGGUGGGGCGAAGCAGCUGUAUGAAGCCAAGGUGCUGGAGCAGCUGUGGCUGGAUGUCAAGAAGCUCCUGGAGUUCAAGCCGACAGAGUGCGCCUCUCCCAACGUUUAA